Molecule: messenger RNA, 6819 nt
Organism: Micropterus dolomieu (smallmouth bass)
Lineage: Eukaryota; Metazoa; Chordata; Actinopteri; Centrarchiformes; Centrarchidae
Gene: ankrd27
Product: ankyrin repeat domain 27 (VPS9 domain)
Exons: 28
Coding region: 298-3753 (1151 amino acids)
Biological process (GO): neuron projection morphogenesis; early endosome to late endosome transport
Cellular component (GO): tubular endosome; transport vesicle; late endosome
Molecular function (GO): SNARE binding; guanyl-nucleotide exchange factor activity
Source: RefSeq, a predicted model, not a curated record
UCAAUAACAAGAGUUUUAACACUCAAUCACACGUACAGUUUUACAGCGUGCAGCGACUACAUUUUGAUUAAUAAGACUUGUGAAAAUAUACAUAAUCUGUAUCGACACACGCUGCCCUACGAACAGCUGAUAUUACGUGUUUCCUCUCUGAUGUCUGGCAACCCGGACCAAAGGCUGGCCAGCUGAUCGCAGUAAACAGCUCCUGACAGGCUGCUGGAGGUGUUUGUCUCUGCCAUGCCCAAGCCCGGAUGACCCGAGCGGACUCAUCGAUAACAGGAUCCAGACUUCCAGCUCCUUAUGGCUGUGUAUGAUGAGAACAUCCUGAAGAACCCUUUCUACGUGGCGUUGGAGAAGCAGAGACCGGACCUCUGCAGCCGAGUGGCAGAGCUCCACGGCAUUGUUCUGGUGCCUUGUUGUGGAAGUUUGAGCGUCAGCAGCUCCUCAGACUCUCGGUUCGACAGCUACGUCCUGCAGCCUGUGGAGGAUGGAUACCGGACUGUGGAUGGAAAGGAGGUCAGGAUCCAGGACAGGCAGGUCCUGCUGGGAUCCGGCUUCCCGGCUCCGGCGUCCAUCCCCAUCCUGUUUGAGGAAACCUUCUACAACGACCAGGAGCAGAGCUACAGCAUGCUGUGCAUCUCCAGGCCCGUCGAGGUGGACCCGAGCCCGGAGGAGCUCGGCCCGCCGCCACCCUACUGUCUGAAGAGCCUGGAGGACGUCAGGGAGUUCCUGGGUCGCCACGCCCAGAAACUGGACAAAUUCAUCCAGGGCUUCUGUCAGACCUUCAAAGAGCAGGAGAGGAAGGGACUCCGACACCACAUCGACUCGGUGAACGGCCUUUACACUAAAUGUCUUCAGUGUCUGCUGAGAGACUCUCGCCUGAGACUUCUGGCGAAGCAGGAGCUUCAGAUGACUCUUCUCAAACAGGCAGUAGAGAUGUAUGUUCAUCAUGGUAUCCAUGAUUUAAUUUUUAACUUUGUGGGAACGCUGGAAGCCAGCCAGGACGCUGCCUUCAACAAAACCAGCAGGAGUCUGCAGGACCUGCAGCAGAAAGACCUGGGAGUCAAACCUGAGUUCAGUAUAAACUUGUCUCGGGCAAAGAGAGAGCUAAGUCAGCUCAACCAGCACACCUCCCCGCUCCUCAAACUGCUUUGCCUACGCAGAGUGGCCCUGACCGCCAUCCAGACCCCCAGACGCACCGUCAGUAUAGAGGCUGUGUGUGCGGACGACCUGCUGUCUGUCACACUCUAUCUGCUGGUGAAGACAGAAAUCCCCAACUGGAUGGCUAACCUGAGCUACAUCAGGAACUUCUGCUUCAGCCACUCCAGUAAAGAUGAGCUCAGCUACUGUCUGAGCACCUUCGAGGCCGCAGUGGAGUUCAUCAACCUGGGGAAGCUGCAGGACACACACCAUGGCUCAGGUGAGCUGAAUGACAAGGCGUUGUUCAAAGAGAGGAUGAGUCUGCUGUCUCAGAGCACCGCCACGCCCAUCCACUGUCUGUUUGAGCACAUAGCGAAUGGAAACGAAGCGGAGGUGGAACGUCUGCUGAGUGAAGGUGAAAGCAACGAGGACGUCAGGAUGUGUCAUCCCCUCUGCUCCUGUGACCUCUGUGACCUCCAGCUGUCGGGGCGGUUGAACGACCCGUCCAUCGUCACACCUUUCUCCAGAGAUGACCGAGGUUACACGCCGCUGCACGUCGCCGCGAUCUGUGGUAAGUCUCAGCUGAUCGAUCUGCUGGUGCGUAAAGGGGCGCCGGUCAACGCCACAGACUACCACGCCCUCACACCGCUGCAUCUGGCCUGCCAGCGGGGAUACCAGGGAGUCACGCUGCUGCUGCUGCACUACAAGGCCAACACAGACGCUCAGGACAACAACGGAAACACACCGCUGCACCUCGCCUGCAUGUACGGACACGAGGACUGUGUGAAGGCGUUGGUGUACUACGACGUCCAAAUGUGCCGUCUAGACCUGCAGAACGAUAAAGGGGACACGGCGCUGCACAUGGCGGCCCGCUGGGGCUACGAGGGAAUCAUCCAGGUGCUGCUGGAGAACGGAGCGAGCACGGACAUCUUCAACAAGAGCAAAGACUCGCCGCUGCAGUGUGCGCUCAACUCCAAGAUCCUCAUGGUGUUGCAGUCGACUCAGAGCGGCCGGCAGCGCAGCGGAGUCGAUUCUCCCAGCCGAUCCCCUCAGGCCUCAGACUGCAGCAGCCGUCGCUCCUCCGUCUCCAGCACCUCCUCUCUGGGCUCCGAGGCCAAACCAGAGGAAGAACGGGUCCGACACAGAGAGGUGGAGAAGCUGCUGCGUGCCGUGGCAGACGGGGACGUGGAGAUGGUGCGUUACCUGUUGGAGUGGAUAGAAGACGAAGAGGAGGAUGAAGGAGAGCUUCGGUCCGAGGCUCAGCUCUGCCACCCGCUGUGUCAGUGUCCGAACUGCGCUCCCACUCAGAAGCUGUCUGUCCUGCAGGCCGGAGCGCUCGGCGUUAACAGCUGUAACGCUGAGGGUUUCACGCCGCUCCACGUCGCCGCCCUGCACGGCCACUCCGCGCUGGCCGCCCUGCUCAUCCGCCACGGAGCCAACGUCAACGCCCGCACCAACAUGAGCGCCACUCCGCUUCACCUGGCCAGCCAGAACAGCCACAUCCAGGUGGUGAGGUUGCUGCUUGAGUGUAACGCCAAGCUGAACAAGAAGGAUCACUAUGGCAAUACACCUCUAAUACAAGCCUGUCUCUGUAGAAACCUGGAGACGGUCAGCAUCCUGUUACAGAGUAAUGCGCUGGUGAAUGUGGUGAACCUUCAGGGGAACACGGCCCUCCACGAGGCGGUGCGCGGCGGACACCAGGCGCUGGUGGAGCUGCUGCUGAGGGGCGGAGCCUCGGCCGGCAUCAGGAACAAGAGGCAGAGGACGCCGCUGGACUGCGCCUACGAACUGGGCGGCAAGAACACGGAGAUCCUGAGAGCUCUGCAGAAAGCGUCUGGACUUUCUCCCGAUGCUGAACCAAUCAAACUCCUCUCUGUGCCCAAAGGAGCUCUGGCUCAUUCGUUCGUCCAGUGCCUGAGGCUGCAGGAUCACGCAAACGGCAGGAGGCAGAAGUUGUCCCAGACCAGGAUUCAGCAGAUGAAGAAAGGUUCCUCUGGUCCUCCACACAGGAGUUCAGCCCUGAACCAGGGGAAUCCAGACAAGAGGAGGUUGAGGCGAGGGGAGACGGUGGAAGUCAGCAGCCCCUCAGCAAGCCUGGACGCCGGGCCCCGGCUGAGAGAGCGGCCCCUGGGUCGCUGUCACACCCUGGACUCAGGAGAACAAACGCCGGAGCAGCCGGAGCAGCCGGAGCCGACACAAACUCCCCAAACGACUCCGACGCCCGGAGUCGGUACACAGCCUGACACCGACGAUACGCACUCCGCUGACGACUCUAACUGCAGCAGCGGCGGCGAGGCUUCCCCAUCCUCGCCGUACAAUGUGCCUCCUACACACACCUCAACCAAUGACCGUGAGUCACGUGACCCCACCGAGCCGUCCGAGACCAGCCGUCAGAGUCCCUGCCCUCUAAAUGGAGAGCUGGAGUCGUCCGGCGACCGGACUCAUAACGAUAAAGAGGCUUUGCAGUCAGAAGGCGAAGACGGAGACUCCAGUCCCACCUGCCCCGCUGACCUCCACCCCACAAUCCAGACUGAUGGAGGCGAUCAGAGAGACGCCACCCAAACACCAGAGACGAGUCGAAUCACGGAGGCGGCGACUGAAAUGGAGGCGCUGUGAGGAUUUGUGAUGAUGGAGGAGUCGCACAAAAACUGAAAGUCUGCCAAAAGGUAAAACGAAAGCACACAGCUGGAGAUCAGAUGUGACAGCGGCUCCAGCUGCACCUGAAAACAUUUCUUUCAACGCUUUUAAUCCUGCAGAAACAAAGCAGACGUGCAAAAUCGAACACGGUUAAAGAGUCGGUUCACCCAACUUACAAGACAAUAUAUUUUCUCACUUAUCCCUGCUGCAGAUAAGUUUGGUUUCAGGAUCAAACCGUGUCCCCCGUUACUCUGGAUCGUCCACAGAACACACAGCCAUUUUCAUACGGACUGUUUCUUUGGUAGGAAGUAGUUGAAGUGAAAAAUCCAAAAUGACUGUGGACGUUGCCGUUUAAUCAUUUAAAUGACACGUUAAACGCUGUGAGAAGCACAAACAAAAUGCCCAUUCACCUCCGUUGUGUUGGUGUGGAGGCACAAGGGGGAAAAAGCAAAGACCUUCAUCAGUCUGAAGACAAAUAAACCCAACACUAUCUGCACAGCAGGAAAGUGAGAAGAUGUGAUCUUAAUUUGGGCGUACUGUCCCUUUAAAGUCACAGUGACACUUGUUUAAAUGCAGUUUUCUGUGUUGUGUUAUGUCACCUAAUAGCAACCACAAAUGUCUAAAUUCCCUCCUGGUCACAGCUGAUGUUUGAACACAGCCGACAGCUUCCAGGAGCUUUUUCUGUGUCAGUAAAUUGACUCAGGUGACAGAAAACAGCAGAAUCCAUUUCAGUUUUAUUUUGUUAAACUAAAUGUGGAUCAGUUGAACCUAGGUCUGAACGUCCCGCCUGUCUCAUCAAAUCCAGCUACCUUUCCUUCAUAGUGAUUUACUCUUGUAUUUGUUAGUUUAAAGGGAAAAGAGCAUCGAUGCUUUAGAAGACGCUUUAUUGCACCCAAAUUCCCCAAACUACUAAAAACAGCUGAAAAAGAUUUUGUACAUUUCAGAUCAGAUAUUGGGGAAGAACCUUUUGAUUGAUCAUUUCCUGCAUUAUGUCUCAGCUCUGCGUCCUUAAAACAGCAGCAUUUCACUGUGACCGGUGAGCGGAUGUUGUGACGGUAACCUGAACGGACUUCCUGCAGCCUGAAGAGGUCUGCGGCCUCAGUGGCUCCUCCUCCUCCUCUCGCCUGAGUUUAAAGCACUUUUUUCUUCUUCAAGCCUUCAAAAGAAAGAAAAAGGGAUGCAAAUGGAUGUUAUUUUGGUUGUUGCUUUAGUUUUGUUUCGAGUGUCUCGACUGUAGCUGUGGAGCAGCAGACUUCAUUUUUUGUUUUUCUUUUACUUGAAUACUAGAUGUUUGUUGGCUCUUCCUUCAGCACCGUAUUACUCCACUUAUAUUUUUAUUGGGAUAGUUUUAUGUUAUUUAUGACCUUAGUUGAUGGUCGUGUGUUCAGAGAGGUUCGGCUUCUCCUGAACGUUAGAAUGUGUUAUUUCUCCACAUAGAGCAAGUUAAAGGAUCGCAGAGCUGGUUUUUAUAGCCGUUAAUAGCAAAUCAUAUAUUUUACCACCCUGCUAUUUUCAAAAUCAUUUCCCUCCUUUCAACCAUUGAUUUUAGUUUAUUUCUGAGAGAAUCAGCUUGCGGAGACUUAAAACCUGCUGCAGGUAGAUGAGCCCUCGCAGCCAGAGUUACAUUAUCACUCCAAGAGUAUAUUUAACACAGGAGUGUCCUGACCAAGAAAGCUGCACAUGGAUCAAAUCGGUUAAAAAAUACCUGAUAAAAAAUCAAAAGAAUACUAAAAGGUCACCAUAAUAAAAAGAAAUUAAAUAGCCGUAAACAAUACCAACCCUUUAUGAUGCAUUCAAGGACACUGACAACAAAAAAUGACUAACGUAAUAUGAAAAAUGAUGAGAGAAUGAACGUGUUUGUUUCAUCGCAUUUCAAACGUGUUACUUUUCUGCAGUCUGCUCGGUCCAAGCAUCCUUGAACGCACCACAAAGGGAAAGUCUUAAAAACAGCCGCUGUAAUGCCAAGAUUUUGACAAGUGACAAGAAAAGACUGGAGGAUAAUUUGGAUUAGCGAUUUAGUUUUUAAAGAAAAAUGAUUGUCCAAAAUAAAAAAGGUUCCCAGCAAAUUGUAGUUAACAAUAGAGAUUAAAAUUAUUAGCUGAUCAAUAAUUUAGUUGACCACCGGAAAAGAAGCGGCUGCUUUUCUCUGUUUUAUAAAAAUUUAAAAUGAAUAUCUGUACGUUUCAGACUGUUGAACAUAAAGUUUUUAUUUUGGGAUCUGGGAAAUUGUGAUGAACAUUUUUACUAUUUUCUGCCAUUUAAUAAACAAUUAAUUGAUUAAAAGAGAAAAUUAAUUGGCAGAAGAAUUGAUAUUUAGUAUUUGAUUUUUAGUUAAAAACAAAUAAAUUAGAUGAACUUAUUUUUACAUGACGCAGCUGGUCAGAUAUAAUGCAGAACAGUAAAAUGCAUUAAGUUGGUCAAUAUGAUGAUCUCACAUUCACUUUUAAGAUGGAGUAUUGAUUAUAUAAUUCAUUAUUGAUGGUUUCAAGUUGUUUUUUCUGAGAUGAACUGAACGCAUCGGCAGCCGGCAGGUAGAUCGAGCUGAUUAUGUAAAACAUACAGAAGUUAAUCAGCAAAAUAAAACAUGCAAAACCUCCAGUUUGGUCCUUUAACGUCAGAAGAUGUUUCAUCUUAUUUAAAACGGCUACGUUAGAAUAUACGAGCUGCAGUACUGUAUAAGUGUCCCCAUCAGUGUUACUGUUCACACUAACGUCGCGUGUCCACUUCACGUAGUGUGUUUGAUUGCAGACCGUUUCGGUGAGGAUGAAGCUUCGGUUCAAACUGACCUCGACCUCUUUGGGCCUCUGUUCUUUGAGUGUUGGUCGGCGUUUGUUUCCACUCUCCUCCGAUGUGACAGGACUGACUGAGUCUUUGCGUUUCAGUGUCAAAUUGAAUCUGAAAGGAUGUCAAACGCAGUCAGAAGUCAAGUCUUAUUAUUUUGUACCACUGUUGUUAUUUUCAGGUUUGGAUGUUUAACGAUGAUGUGAAUGUGCCUUAUUUAAUUCACGCCCAAAUAACCAAUAAUAAACCGUUGAGACUAAUUUA